This is a messenger RNA of Leishmania mexicana MHOM/GT/2001/U1103, 1077 nucleotides long. RefSeq names its product putative radial spoke protein 3. The coding region runs from base 1 to 1077 and encodes 358 amino acids. NCBI's taxonomy places the organism in Eukaryota, Euglenozoa, Kinetoplastea, Trypanosomatida, Trypanosomatidae. Gene Ontology annotation, cellular component: cilium. The transcript has a single exon. The record is from RefSeq and is a predicted model, not a curated record.
AUGCAGCGACAGGUUGCGGACUCGGAGGUGACGGCGGCGGCCUACACCUUCCGGCAGCCGCCGCAAGGCUUUCAGGAGCCCACGUACCGUGACCCGUCCAGCGGUCGCAAUGCAAGCCGAUACAUGGACAGCGGCUCGAAGCGGUAUGGAAACAUUAUGUAUGACCGUCGAGUCUACCGCGGCAACACGUACGCUAGCCCGAUCAUGUCAAUCGCCGCGCGAGCUGAGAUGGAGAAGCGCGAGAUGAUCGACACACAGCGGCGCAAGCAAGCAUCGCUGCGCGCCGCCUCCAUCAAGCGUCGCAAGCAGUUGGAGGCGGCCCGGCGACAUAUGGCAACCCCCGACCCGGGCGAAGGCCGGUACAACACACAAAUACAAACCGACGAGUACUUGGAGGAGCUAACGGACAAGGUGGAUCAGCAGGUACAGGAGACACAGACGGACCCGCUCAUGGACCGACCAGUGACGCCAAAGUACGUCCCAAUCAAGUCCGGCCGCGAUGCGGAGACGCAAAUCCACGAGGGGGAUUUGUUUCGCUUCGACGAGGCCGUGGAACCAAUCCUCGAGGUACUCGUGGGCAAGACGUUGGAGCAGGCGAUGCUCGAGGUGAUGCAGGAGGAGGAACUGGAGCUGCUGCGCCAGCAGCAAAUCGAGUUCGAGCAGCGCCGCAAGGAGGAGCUGCUAGAGACCCAGAAGCUCGAGGCGGAGGAGCGCCGCAAGUUUGAAGAAAAGGAGCGCCGCAAGAAGCAGGAGAUGGAGCGCAUCCAGCGUGAGAAAGAGACCCGUGAGAAGCUGCAGGCAAGGCAGUUCGCCAAGACGUACAUGAGCAACAUGGAGAACCGUGUCUUUUCGCGACUGCAGGAUGAAGGGUGGUUUGCAGACCGCGUGCUGAACGAGGUGGAGCUGGACUUCUUCCCGUGGCUGAUGGCCGAGGUCGACAAGGAGCUGGCCAAGAAGUCAAAAGCCCGCGCGCUUGUCGACGAGCUUAUUCGGGAGGUAGUUCGGCUUAACGCCUCCCAGCUGGAAAAGAGUCGCGCAGCAGCAGCGGUAGUGGAGGAGGAGCCUUCGAUGGCUUAG